This is a messenger RNA of Tripterygium wilfordii, 1423 nucleotides long. Its product is annotated as glutathione S-transferase T3-like. The record is from RefSeq and is a predicted model, not a curated record. The transcript has 3 exons. NCBI's taxonomy places the organism in Eukaryota, Viridiplantae, Streptophyta, Magnoliopsida, Celastrales, Celastraceae. Bases 402 to 1286 code for a protein of 294 amino acids.
CGUCAUUCUUAGGGCAUCUCCAACGCUGGUAUGCAAACAGGUAUGCAUAUCCAUAACCGUUGAUUUACAUACCCGUUUCGUACUUUUUGUGAAGCCAACAGCGUUCGUAUAUGAAGUCGAAAAUAUGCGACCUCAAUUUGGAUUCCCAAAUUUGCGAUCUCAGAGAGGAGAGAGAAAGGAGACGCAAAAGGACGCGGGAGGGAGAAAGUCGUUCAACGACUUUGAACAGUGAUGAGAAACCUCUGCCAAAUCAUCCGAAUCCACCAUAAAAGCAGAGACGAGAUUGCUGCAAUCAUCCCAACUUCAUCGCAACCAUUCAACCUUCGUCGCAAUUAUUUCGAACUUUGCCGCAAUCAUCCUCCUCUCCUCAAUUACCUCUUCCAACGUUGAUAGUUGUAGAUAUGGAUUCCAUGUACAAUUCAUAUGCAUCGUUGCUCAUGAGCGAUGAAUUAAACGAUGAUCAUAAUAUUGAUCAAUUGGAGUCACAAAUUCCAUCCGAGAUUGUGCCUUUAACAGGCACUAGUCGAAGAAGUCAGAAUUUCUCAAUUGACGAUGACAAACUCCUUGUCUCCGCUUGGCUAAAUACUAGUAAAGAUUCAACUCAUGGGAAUGCUCAAAAUGCUAAUAGAUAUUGGCAAAGAAUUAGUGAAUUCUUCAACACCCAUGGAGGUCCCCGUACCCAAGCAUCUCUAAAGCAAAGGUGGAAUGAUAUUAACAAGAAGUGUCAAAAAUUUUCUGGUUAUUUAAGUCAAAUUGAAGAAAGACAUCCUAGCGGACAAACCGAACAAGGAAUGGUAGAUGAUGCAAAAUCUAUGUACGCUGACUUAGAGCAUAAACCAUUUCUACUUGAGCAUUGUUGGAUUAUAUUGAAGGAUGAAGCUAAAUGGCAAGAAACUCUCUCAAACAAGAGGCAUAAGACUUCUAGUGUCUCCGUACAUGACCUUAGUGAGUCUCCCAUUGGCGGAGAUAAUGAUGAACGUUCCAUUAAUCAAGAUAGACCACUAGGCACAAAAGCCGCAAAAAAACUUGCUGCAAGUGGAUCGAAGUCCUCAAUUUCGGAUGAGAUUUUGAAAGAGAAACAUAAUAUCGAACGCGCAAAAUAUGAACAACGUGAUAGAGCUCUACUUGAACAGCAACGAGAUAGAGAGCUAAAGGAAAGGGAGAUGGAGAGGAGUUGGGAAAUAGAAGUUAUGUCCAAAGACCUUAGAGGCAUGGAUCCCAUGGUGGCUGAGUAUUGGAAGAAUGCUAGGAUAGAGAUAAUGGCAAAAAAGGGUUAUAAUUUUUAAUGUUUUCUUAUUUUGUUAAAUGAUUGUCUAAACUUUCUUUAAUCUCCUGUGUUUUGGCACUACGUUUGAGCUACAUGUUGUGGAUUUCUAAUUGGAUAGUGAUUGAGCUGAAGGAAACAAAGUAACAUUUAUUAUCA